AUGGCAGACACGAAGCAAGCAUCGGCACCGCUCAACGGAGCCUACUACGGCCCAUCCAUCCCUCCCCAACAGUCUUACCACUCCCACGGCCGCCGCUCCGGCUGCGGCUGCUGCGGCUGCCUCUUCUCCUGCCUCCUCAAGAUCAUCGUCACCAUCGUCGUCAUCCUCGGUGUGGCCGCCCUCGUCUUCUGGCUCGUCGUCCGCCCCAACAAGAUCAAGGUCCACCUCACCGACGCCAACCUCACCCAGUUCAACCACACCCCCAACUCCGACAACAACUUGCUGCGCUACAACCUCGCGCUGAACGUCACCGUUCGCAACCCCAACAAGCGCAUAGGCAUCUACUACGACUCCAUCGAGGCUCGGGCCUUCUACCGCGGCCAGCGCUUCGCCUCCGCACCUCUGGGCCCCUUCUACCAGGGCCACAAGAACACGAGCGUGCUGAGCGCGUCCAUGCAGGGGCAGAACGUCAUCGUUUUGAGGGGCGGCGACCUGGCCGACUUCAACCGGGAGAGCGCUGAGGGGGUCUAUACUGUUGAUGUCAGGUUCUAUCUGAGGAUUCGGUUCAAGUUUGGCAAGAUUAAGACCGGAAGGAUCAAGCCCAGGAUUGAGUGCGAGAUGAGGCUUCGCCCCAAUGGCGGCGGCUUGGUCCCUGAUCGUGAUAAUGAAUGCGAGUUUGAGCGGAUCUGGUUCAGGUGA
Messenger RNA from Linum tenue, 699 nucleotides. The record is from the annotation of a GenBank genome assembly. NCBI's taxonomy places the organism in Eukaryota, Viridiplantae, Streptophyta, Magnoliopsida, Malpighiales, Linaceae.